This is a messenger RNA of Gryllus bimaculatus (two-spotted cricket), 970 nucleotides long. The record is from the annotation of a GenBank genome assembly. Lineage: Eukaryota; Metazoa; Arthropoda; Insecta; Orthoptera; Gryllidae.
ACCAAUUGACUGUGCGCCGAGAAGCUGGGUGGCAUUGCCACUCGUAAGAGAACUGCAGGGCUCGGAACAGUUCAGUGACGGAAGGCAUCGAGUCGCUACGUUUGGAUGUGGUACGAGAAGUGGUGUUUCAAUUAACCUAUCUCUUUCUUCGAAGAUUUGAGCCGAGGGCGUAACCACAUUAUGUACAGGGCCUUUCUGAUGAUAUCGAUGCUGUGUGUUCUAUCAACCGGUCAAUUGGAUGAUCUUGAAGACAGAUGUCCAGAUUGUCCUGCAUGCCCUGACUGUCCUGCAUGCACCUUUCGCUGCCACGUCAACUCCUCCACUCUGCUGCUCGGUUCCUGCCCGCCAUCCCCUACGGCGCCGUCCUCCCGCGCCCCCACAACGCUUGCGCCUGCGACGGACUUCGUCCCUCUGCCCAGAGCGCUCUACAAAUUCGUCGGGUGUGAGAGCGCUGAUAAGUGGCACAUCGCGAACGAGACUUGUGCAAAGGAUGGAGCGUACUUGGCGGUUCCUCACUCUCUGGAUUUUGCUGACGAUGGCGAUCUUGUUGAUUCAAUCAACUGUUGAUGCUAGUGAUGAAGCACCUAGCCCUGUUGACCAUGGAGAGGUGCUACUUGUCUGCAAUUGCAUUUGUGAAAUCAACGCCACGUCGCUGCAGCUUCUGUUCUGCCCGCCGUGGAGAAUGACGUCGCCCACUUCCACCGCCACGAGGCUUUCGCCUACCUCGGACUUCGCCAUUCUGCCCCGACCGGUGUACAAAUUCGUGGGCUGUGAGAGUGCUGACACCUGGCACAACGCUAACGAGACUUGUGCCAAGGAUGGAGCAUACUUGGCAGUUCCUCACUCUAUGAUUCAACUUUCAGAAGAACCUCAAACUUAUUCACAUCCUGGAAUGGCAUUCAUUUCACGCAUUAUUCGCUUUGAAUGUGACUUAUGCGGAUUAUUAUUACCUCGUAAGCAAGAAAUGUAG